This is a messenger RNA of Scedosporium apiospermum, 1263 nucleotides long. RefSeq lists its product as uncharacterized. The coding region runs from base 1 to 1263 and encodes 420 amino acids. The transcript has 3 exons. Gene Ontology annotation, molecular function: acyl-CoA dehydrogenase activity; flavin adenine dinucleotide binding. The record is from RefSeq and is a predicted model, not a curated record. NCBI's taxonomy places the organism in Eukaryota, Fungi, Ascomycota, Sordariomycetes, Microascales, Microascaceae.
AUGACACGAGAUCCGAAGCUCGAUCACAACGUGAAGAUCCCGUGGUCUGAGCCCGCCUGGUACCGGACAGGCAAGUCUAUCUACUUUAACCAGUCUCACCGUCGCUUGCGAGACAGCAUACGCAAAUAUAUCGAUGAGAAUAUCCUCCCAUUUGCACUGGAUUGGGAAGAAAAGGGCGAGGCCCCGCACGAAGCUGCCUUGAACUUCUGCCUAUCUGGAAUUCCAUUCGAAGACGUGCCUGGGAAAUAUCGUCCGAAAAAUACUCCUCAGAUCGCAGGGAUCCCCACUGACGAAUGGGAUGCCUUCCACCUCCUAGUUGCAACCGAUGAAAUGUCACGAAUCGAAGGUGGUGUUGCCAUUGCCCUGGCCGGAGCGUCCGUAAUUGGGGCUCCUCCUGUCAUCAACUACGGUACUGAGGAGCAAAAGGAGAAAUGGCUACCAGGGCUAUUUACGAGAAGGACAAACUUUUGCUUGGGUGUAACGGAACCAGGUGGUGGUUCUGACGUCGCAGGCAUUCAAACGACGGCGGAGAAAACCCCCGACGGCAAGUUUUACAUCGUGAAUGGCGCCAAGAAGUGGAUCACCGGCGCUCCAUGGGCUACACAUAUGACGACGGCUGUCCGGACUGGUGGUCCAGGGAUGAAGGGGAUUACCGUGUUGGUUAUCCCGCUCGAUAGCCCCGGAAUUGAUAUUCGGAAGAUCCACAACAGCGGGCAGAAUGCCGGCGGGUCCAGUUUUGUUGAUCUUGAGAAUGUCAGAGUACCAAUCGAGAACAGGAUCGGCAAGGAGAAUGAAGGAUUCGGAAUCAUUAUGAGAAAUUUCAACAAGGAGAGAUACGUUCUAGCCAUCCAGUGUAACCGAAAGAGCCGGACAUGUCUUUCGAUGUCAUUCUCGUAUGCCCUGGACCGCACGACAUUUGGGAAGCCGCUUAUGCACAACCAGGUGAUCAGGCGGAAAUUCGCCGAACUCGCCUACAGAGUCGAGUCUCAUUGGGCGUUUUUGGAGCAGAUUGCUUUCCAGGUCAACUCGUCGGCCUUGGGAUGGCAGUCUCCGGACAUCGCUAGCCAGAUCGCCCUAGCAAAGGUGCAAGGAGGACAGAUGGUCGAGUUAGCGGCAAGAGAAGCUCAACAAGUUUUUGGCGGUGCUGGAUAUCAAAAGGGAGGGCGGGGGGCGACAGUGGAGCAGAUAAGCCGUGACUUGCGGAUGCUGGUUGUCGGCGGUGGAAGCGAGGAGAUCCUCUCCGACCUUGCCAGUUCCCAUUAG